AUGAAGAAAAAUAUCAUUCCUGGUCUUGAUGCUGAGAGCAUCAUCCCAAUGCAAUCACAAGCUGGCGAAAUUCUCGACAGCGACAAUUUCAAGGAACAUGAUGUGUUUGGAGACGUACAGGAAGGGAAUACCAACUAUCGUAGCGUGGGCUGGCUUGGAACAACUGCUUUGAUGAUGAAAACCCAGAUUGGCCUGGGCCUUCUUUCAAUCCCUAAGGUUUUCAACACCCUCGGGAUAGUGCCAGGGAUUAUUCUACUUUUGGUGAUUGCUGGAAUGACAACUUGGUCGAACUGGAUGGUAGGAGUCUUCAAAUUGCGACAUCCUAGCAUCUACGGCAUUGAUGAUGUGGGAAGAAUGCUCUUUGGGCGCGUGGGGUUUGAGGUGCUAGGUGCUGCCUAUACUUUAUACUGGAUUUUUGUCUCUGGCUCUGCUAUGCUAAGCAUAUCAAUUGCAUUCAACGCACUCACUUCACAUUCGGUCUGCACAGCUGUUUUUGUUGCUGUCGCUGCCAUUAUUGCGUUCAUGUUUUCGAGUAUACAAACACUUGCCCGUAUAAGCUGGCUUGCCUGGCUAGGUGUAGGAUGCAUUAUUGUUGCAGUCUCUAUUGUUACUGUUGGUGUUGGUAUACAAGGCCAUCCUCCAUCAACCUCAGAUGUCAUAUUGGAAUCUGAUUACAAAUUAUUCGGCAAUCCAAGUUUUGUUGACGCAAUGACUGCUAUCUCCACUAUCUCCUUGACUUACGCUGGAACCCCGGCGUUCUUCAACAUCAUUGCUGAAAUGCGUGACCCGCGACUUUACACUCGAGCACUGACAAUCUGCCAGGUCACUGUCACUAUUAUCUAUAUUGUGGCUGGAACAGUCGUAUACUAUUACUGCGGAUCCCAUGUUGCAUCACCAGCUCUUGGCUCAGCAGGUCCAGUAAUCAAGAAGAUCAGUUAUGGUAUUGCUCUACCUGGAUUGUGUGUCUCUGCAAUUUUACUUCUCCAUUUACCGGCCAAGCAUAUUUUCGUUCGUACUCUUCGAAACUCUCAGCACCUCACAAGACAAACUCCAAUUCAUUGGAUAACAUGGCUUGGAUCUACCUUCUCUGUGUGCCUGGUCGCAUAUAUCAUCGCCAGCAGCAUUCCAGUUUUCAGUGACCUUGUAUCCCUUGUCGGUGCUCUUUUAGCCACCUCAUUAUGCUUUCAGCCUAUGGGUUGCAUGUGGUUAUAUGAUAACUGGGAGUCAGGCAAACGGGAUAAAUCUCUGGGAUGGUGCUUGAAAGUGGCUUGGAGCGUGUUCAUGAUUCUGACUGGCUCCUUUUUAGCAGCUGGGGGAACAUAUGGCUCCAUUGUGAGUAUCAAUAAUUCUUACAAGGAAUCGGGGGGAUCUUCACCGUGGUCUUGCGCCAAUAAUGAUACCUAG
This is a messenger RNA of Penicillium macrosclerotiorum, 1404 nucleotides long. RefSeq lists its product as uncharacterized. Gene Ontology annotation, biological process: amino acid transmembrane transport. The record is from RefSeq and is a predicted model, not a curated record. Bases 1 to 1404 code for a protein of 467 amino acids. Gene Ontology annotation, molecular function: amino acid transmembrane transporter activity. Lineage: Eukaryota; Fungi; Ascomycota; Eurotiomycetes; Eurotiales; Aspergillaceae. Gene Ontology annotation, cellular component: vacuolar membrane. The transcript is spliced from 5 exons.